AUGUCGACCACUCGUAACCCCGACGGACCUUUGAACCCCGAAGGCGGCUCUGGCGAAUUCCACCCUCGUGUCGAGCGUGAUGAGCCUUUGACAACCAAGGGACAUCAACCCGGCAAGCUCGUCGGCAACGACGCUAAGCCUGAGUUCCAGGCAGAGACGCUCCCAGCGGGCUCAGCUCCGGCAGACCGCACCUUUCAACCAAACCCCAACGCCGAAGCCCCACCAGUCGCAAAGUACCAAUCCGAAGCGGACCCAGAUUCCGGCUCGACCGCCGCCCAGGACACUCUCCUCGGAGCGAGCUCAGCGGACGUCCACACCGGUCUGGGACACCCAGGCUCCGGGCAGACUUCAAAGGAGCUUCGCCACGAUGGACAGAGCGGUCGUAAGAACCCAGGCGUUGGAUUAGAGGGCGUAGGAGCUACAGCUCGCCAGGACACUAUUAACGCGAAGGAUCCUGCGUUCGCGGGCCAGCGUGCUUUGGAUAAGGACGAGGCGACUGUAGGUCGGUCGGAUGUUCCUUCGGCUCAGGAGCGUUUGCCUGAGAGUGCUGAGACUGUUGCGUCGGAGAGGAGAUAA
This is a messenger RNA of Zasmidium cellare ATCC 36951, 576 nucleotides long. RefSeq lists its product as uncharacterized. The transcript is spliced from 3 exons. NCBI's taxonomy places the organism in Eukaryota, Fungi, Ascomycota, Dothideomycetes, Mycosphaerellales, Mycosphaerellaceae. The record is from RefSeq and is a predicted model, not a curated record. Bases 1 to 576 code for a protein of 191 amino acids.